AUGCAUGAUCCUGGAAAGGGACAUUGGCAAGGCUGUGAAAUGGAUUCUGCAGUAUCUUCAAAAACCGUAGAUGUUGGUUUAGUUUUUGAGCAGGAUGAAACACUUGAAUCGAUUUUCUGUCAUGUUCCGCUUAUCCAUCUGGUUCCUGUUUGCCACCUUUCCAAAUCAUGGAACCGCGCCCUCUUCUCCUCUCUCCGCCACUUCAACAAGCCCAAACCAUGGCUCAUUGUCCACUCUCAGACCUCACGCCCUCCUUACACCACCGCCGCCUCCUCCGUCGCUUACGACCCGCGCUCCAACCUUUGGCUCCGAAUCAACCACGACCCACCCGUCGAAUACGUCUCGGAUCUCCGUUCAUCCAACUCCACGCUGCUUUACAUGUUGUCUAUCUCGAAAUUCUCCUUCUCUUUCGACCCUCUCCAUUUGACUUGGCACCAAGCUGACCCACCCCUCGUGUGGCGGACGGACCCCGUUGUCGGUAUUCUGGACCGCCGUCACAUCGUCGUCGCUGGCGGCGCCUGGGAUUUCGAAGAUGAUCCACUCUCAGUGGAAAUCUACGACCUCGAAACUCGCAAAUGGGACACCUGUGAGUCAAUAUCGGCAAUCUUCGAACACUCUGCAGCUUCCAUGUGGCUCUCUAUCGCCGCCAAUACAAAAACAUUAUAUGCUAUGGAACAAGCUUCAGGCAUUACGUGUUCCUUUGACCCGAUAUCCAGGAUCUGGUUGGGUCCGUUCGAUCUCCGACAUGAUCCGAACAUUUACUUUUCGGUUAUUGGAAUAUCCAGGGACAACUUGAUCAUGUUGGGGUUACUCGGAAAUUCCGAGAAUGUUAAAGACAUCAAAAUCUGGGAACUAAAGGGUGAAUCAUUUGAGUUAUUUAAGGAAAUCGGAGCGAUGCCAAAAGAGUUAGUGGAAAAGCUGAAAGAGGAACAUGCAAGUUUAAGCUCAAUAAAAAUAAGUUUAACGGGUGAUGUUUUAUACAUAUUCAACCCCGAAGAGCCAAAGGAAUUGGUGGUUUGUGAGAUUGACGGCCGCCAAAGGGUUUCCCGGUGGGGAAGUUUGAAGAACUCGAUGGUGAAUGACGGGGGUAGGGUGACAGAGAGGGCGGUGCUUACGUGCGCCGAUGUCAGUUUGGGUGAUUUACGGAAAGCUAUGAAGUUCGGGAAAGGGAGUUUCAGUACUGUUAAUAACGGGAUUUUACAGUGA
Gossypium arboreum is the source of this 1206-nucleotide messenger RNA. RefSeq names its product F-box/kelch-repeat protein At1g23390-like. Gene Ontology annotation, molecular function: protein binding. Gene Ontology annotation, cellular component: nucleus; cytosol. The record is from RefSeq and is a predicted model, not a curated record. The coding region runs from base 1 to 1206 and encodes 401 amino acids. The transcript has 2 exons. Gene Ontology annotation, biological process: proteasome-mediated ubiquitin-dependent protein catabolic process. Lineage: Eukaryota; Viridiplantae; Streptophyta; Magnoliopsida; Malvales; Malvaceae.